AUGUAUCAUUAAAAAUAAAGUACCAUAUAUAAAUCAACUUAGUCUAUCCUCAAGCUAAUUAAGAAGAAUUCAAAAAUGAAGAUAAUCGUUAAAAUGUCAAAAAUGCAAGAGAAGAAAUUGAGGAACUUGAAGAUGAAAAAGAAUUUGAUGGGAAAUAUUAAAAGUGUUUAUUUAAAUGUGGAGAAUGCUUGAAGUGUUACGGAACUUAUUGCCCAUAUAACAUUAUUGUAGGAAAAACCUUUCGUUAAAUUCAGCAAGGAUUUGCUGGGGUACUUUUGCGUUUUGGGAAAUAUAAUAAAACAAGUUAAAUUGUUUAUAUUAGUAGCUUCUGCUGGAAUACUUCAGUUAAAUCCGUGUACUGAUACUUUAUUUAUUGUUGAUUGCAGAACUUAACUGUUGAAUUACGAAAAUUAAUCAGUAAUAACUAAAGACAACAUUUAAAUUGAAGUCAGUGUCUCUUUAUAUAUGAGAGUUAUAGAGCCAAAAAGAAUGAUUUUCAACAUAUAUGGUUUUGAAUAAGCAAUUGUUGGGUUAACCUAAACGUCUAUUAGAAGUGUCAUAGGAGCUUUUACAUUUUAAGAUUUACUUUCAAAAAGAAAUGAAAUCUAGAUCUGCAUAAAAGAGUUUGUGGAAACACACGCAAUAGAUUGGGGUAUCGAAAUAGAAGCAAUCAUGAUAAAUAAUAUUUAAAUGGAUUAACAGACAUAGAAUACAUUGGCAUAAGUAGCCACAGAAACAAGGUUAAUAAAAUUCAUAUUAUUUAGAGCAGCAUAAGCCAAAAUUCUGAUGGCAUAAUCGAACGUUUAAUCAGCAAGAAUGAUGAAGGAAGCUGCUGAAAUGUUAAAUAGUAGGGCUGCAAUGCAAAUUAGAUAUUUAGAAGUCGUAGGAAAUGUUGGAAACGAGACUUAAACAAAAGUUGUGAUUAUGUGA
Molecule: messenger RNA, 930 nt
Organism: Paramecium octaurelia
Lineage: Eukaryota; Ciliophora; Oligohymenophorea; Peniculida; Parameciidae
Source: the annotation of a GenBank genome assembly